UAAGAGGUUACAAAUGUUUUUUAUAUACUGGUAAAGUGAAUAAUAAUAAUGAAAACUCCUUGGCUCAUUUUAAAGUAUGGCGCGUUUUCGACAAUUAAAUACAAUUACGCAAAAGCGGUAAUGCCGAAAACUUUUCGGCACCAAUAUGUCUCAAAGGUUCUCUGUGGUUUGACUCGUUGUGCUGUCAUUAUUUGACAAUAAUCAGAUUUGAGUGUCAGAAGUCAUUCCUGAAUACACAAUCUUUAUUAGGUUCCAAUGUUAUUGCUAUAAAAAUAUAUUUAUUGACACUUCAAUAUUAUAAGGAUACUACUGUAAUAGGAUAAUAUUAAAUAAUUCGAAAUUAUAAUGGAUAUUAGUGAAAAAACCCAUGUCAAAUAUUCACUAUCAUGGAGUGACCACUUGCAAGCUAUUUCUAAUGGAUUAUGUUCUCUACAGCAGAAUGAAGAAUUAGUAGAUAUGACUUUAGCUGCUGAUGGGCAUUAUGUUAAAGUACAUAGAGUUAUCAUGGCAAUGGCGAGUCCAUACAUGAAAGAUCUGAUUUGCUCCAUCAAGUGUAAUCAUCCUGUAAUAUUUUUAAAUAAUCUAAGCUAUAAUACCUUAACAUAUAUUUUAGAGUAUAUAUAUACAGGAAAAGUAGACAUACCAUCAGAAUUUAUGGAUGAAUUUUUGAUAGCUGGUAGAUCUUUACAUAUCAAAGGGUUGAAAGACGUUAAUGUGAAAGAUGAAGACAUUAUUAUUCCCGUAAAAGAUACAGAUAUGGACCAAGUAAAAAUGAGUAAGUGUUACACAGAAGCUGCAACAAAAAAUGAAAGAGAAGUAUUGGAUCUAGAACUUAUAAAAGAAAAUAUGAAGGAAUCAUUGACAAAAUCUAUAGGAAGUUUAGAAGUUGAAACCAUUGAGGAAGAUGGAGAAAUAAUUGUUGAUACUGAGAAUCCUGAUUGUGAUAUCUCUACGCACUAUACGUUGUCUAACCGAGGAUCCCUACAGAUGAUAUUGAACAAAUUUAUGUAUUAUCUAAAACACACGAACAAGGAUAAUUCUCGACAGUGGCGGUGUGUUGAUUAUUUAACUAAAAAUAAAUGUCCGGCACUUAUUUUCACCGAAGGGGACCUGGUAAUUCAGAGAAUAUCGGCCCAUAAUCACAAAGCACAUGAAAAUAAGAUUACAAAAAGGUUUUGCAGUGGAAAAGUAUAUACGACAAUUCGUGAAGCAGAAGAAAAUACACCAACUAAAAAUACCAAAGAUUGUAGUGAAAAUUAUAUGGAUCAUGAAUAAAAUAUAUUUAAUUAU
Pieris rapae (cabbage white) is the source of this 1290-nucleotide messenger RNA. RefSeq names its product longitudinals lacking protein, isoforms H/M/V. Lineage: Eukaryota; Metazoa; Arthropoda; Insecta; Lepidoptera; Pieridae. Bases 346 to 1275 code for a protein of 309 amino acids. The transcript has 7 exons. Gene Ontology annotation, molecular function: protein binding. The record is from RefSeq and is a predicted model, not a curated record. Gene Ontology annotation, cellular component: nucleus. Gene Ontology annotation, biological process: regulation of transcription by RNA polymerase II.